This is a messenger RNA of Rotaria sp. Silwood2, 3390 nucleotides long. The record is from the annotation of a GenBank genome assembly. NCBI's taxonomy places the organism in Eukaryota, Metazoa, Rotifera, Eurotatoria, Philodinida, Philodinidae.
AUGAAUGAAGAAAAAGAAGAUCCUAUUUUAGCUGCUCCAAAUCUUGUAAAAGAAGAAUCAACUUCAUCAAUGCCAAUGGAUGCACAUGAUGGUGAAACAACUUCAAAUAAUAUUGAUUCAACAUCAGAUGAAAAAGAAAAAAAUCGUCUUAAUUAUGAUCAACGUCGUAUAAGUUUAUUAAAUAAUCCAAUGUAUGGUGUUAUAUUAUGUUUUUUGGAUAAAUUUCGUGCACAUAUUGAUUUACAAGAUUAUCCAUUGCAUUUACUUGAAGAAAAUCUUUUAAAUGAUCAAGAAAAUAUUAGCCGUCGCUUAAUUGAUUUUCAUAUUACAUUAUUAAAACGAAUAUCAUUAGGCAAAGGUGCCCAACGAGAUAAAUUUGUUCCAAUCAUAACUAAAUUUGCAUAUCGUUUUGAUUAUGAUGAUGGAGAAUAUUUAAAAGCUAAUGGUUAUUCACAAGCAGAAAUUGAUAUUAAACUCCGUAUUUUAAAAAACUUAUUGGAAACACAAUUCGAUCAUAAUCAAGGAUUUAAAACAGCUUUACUCGAAAAACAAUCAUUCGAAGUUCGUUCACAACCAUUUGGUCGUGAUCGUUCUGGUGCAUCAUAUUGGUUAUUUUUGGACAGCGAAUGUUUUAUACGUUUAUUUCGAGAAAAUAUAGAUGAUGAAAGAACAUGGACAAAUAUAGCAAAAGAUAACGAUGAAUUAGAAAAUAUUAUUAAAAUACUUAUUACUGAUUAUGUUGUACGAAAAAAAUUUCCUGAUUGGAAAUUUACGCAUGAAUCUUUAAAUUCUUUAGAAUCAUCUCAUGAAUUUGAAGAACGUUAUAUACCAAAUUCUAUUAAUAUAAAAAAAGAAGAAGCACACGAAAUUAAACAAACAAGUCCAUCAUUAUCUCCAGCUGCUCCAAUUAAAAAUGAAUGUAAAAUAAUACUUCAUCCUAAAAAAUCUUUAUCACCAUCAUUAAUUAAAAAUGAAAUACAAUCUGAUGAAGAAUCAUCAAAUUCAGUUGAUAAAAAUGGUCAACGUUCACGUAUUGUUUCAUCUGAAGAUACAAAUCUAAAUGAUUUACCUCAAGAAAUAAAUAAUAAUCAAGAAGAUAAGCAACUUAAAAGUCCAUCGAAAAAAUCUCGUGGACGACGAAAAUCAACAAAUUGGAAUAAAAAGAAACGACGUACUAUGUCAAAUACGUCAAAAAAAGAUGAACAUGAACAUGAAAUUCAAACACUUAAAACACCAACUAAAGGAAGAAAACGUAAACAAUUAACUGAUAAUGAAGAGGAAGUACAAGAUACAAAAAAGAAUGAUGAAGCUAGUCAAGAUAAAGAUAUAAAUCAAAUACCAUUAGAUGAUGAAUCAAAUAAUAAUGAAGAUUUACCUAUUGCAUUACGUCGAUCAAGACGUAUUCGAAAAGCACCAACCAAUGAACUUCCUUCUGUUACAUCUAGUCCAGCAAAAUCUGUUUCACAAACACCAACAAAAAAGAAAUUAACAAAUGGCAAAUGUAAAACUUCUAGUCAAACAAAUAUAAAAACAUCUUCUCAAUCAUCGAAAACAAAUGGUCGUCGUAAACGUCGCCGUGGUCGUCGUGGUACUGGUAAAACAUCUAUGAAUGGAUGUUCAUCAUCAAGUGAUGAUGAACAUCAACCAUCAGAAGAAGAUGAAGAUGAUUAUGAUUCAGAUGAUUAUUUACCUGAUAAAAAAAAAAUAGAUGAGUUAAAUGAUGAUGAUUUAUUGGAAGAAGAAGAUGAUGAAUUUGUACCACGUCGUUCAGCUAAAACAGUUGCUAAACGUAGUGGACAAAUGAAUGAAGAUAAUACUGAUGAUAUACCAACAUCAUCAAGUUCAUGUUGUGUUUGUUCGAAAACCGAUCGACCUGAAUCAUUAUUAUUAUGUGAUGAUUGUGAUGAUGCAUAUCAUUUAGAAUGUCUUAAACCAAUAUUAUUAUCUGUACCUGAUGGUGAUUGGUAUUGUCCAUUAUGUGAACAUAAACGUUUAUGUGAUAAUUUAAUUGAAAAAUUAAUACAACUUAUAAAAGAGCAUGAUGAACUUGAAAUAAAACGUAAUCAAUGUAUGUCUAAACGCAGUAAUCGUUUAGCUAAUGUUAUGUUAAAUCUCGAUCGAAUGGUUAAACGAUCAUCAAAAAAACGACGUCCAAAUGGUAUUGUUUAUAGUGAUGAAGAAAAUGAAGAUGAAGAUGAAGAAGAACAAGAAGAAGAAAAUAAUAAUAAUAAUAAUGAUGACGACGACGAUGAUGAUGAUGAUGAUGAUGAUGAUAGUGUCUAUGGUUUUAAAGAUGAUGGUAGUGUUGAAGGUGGAGAAAAAUCUAAAAAUCGACGAGAUGGACAACAAAAUGAACAAACAGAAAGACUUGGUGUACGAUCAUGUCGAAGAAAACCACAAAAUUAUCGUUUUGAUGAAUAUGAUAAAAAAAUGAAAGAAGCUAUGAUUGAAGCUGGAGUUAAUGGAGAUGAUAUUGAUAAAGAUUCAGAUGAAUCAAGUGUUGAAAAAAAGAAAAAAUCACCAAAAAAACGUGCAACUUAUGAAAAAGAUGAAGAUUUUGAUGCAGUUGAUACGAAAAAUGAUGAUGAAUUUGCACCUGAUGCAAAUCGUUCGGGUGAAAGUGAAACUGAAGAAGAAGAUUAUAAUGAUGUCGAUGAUGAUGAUGAUGAUGAUGAAUCAAGUGAUGAUGACGGUUGGAAGGGUAAACGUCGACCAUCCUCCAAAAAGAAAUCAAAAUCAAAAUCUAAUCGUAGUAAAGGUCGUAAAUCAAAAAAUAAAUCCGAUGAUGAUGAUUCUCUUUCGGAAACUGAAUUAAGUAAUAUACAAACAAUGGAUACAACAAAAUCUGAUACGAUGAAUGAUACUGAUUUAAAUGAAAUUGGUAAUGAUGAUCGACGACGAUCAACACGAACAACAGCUCAAAAAAAUUAUGCUAAACAACAGGAAGAUGGUAGUGGUGAGGAUGAGGAUGAUGAUGAAGAAGAUUUACUUGAAAAUGGUCGUCCACCACCAAGACGUAUGCGUUAUAAAAAACGACGUGGUAGUGAUGAUUCAUUUAUUGAAGAUGAUGAUUAUGAAAAAUUAGCACGUAAACGUAAAAUAGUUAAAUAUGGUAAAUCAAUAACACGAUCAAGUAUAACAGAUCAUAUUAAAAAAUUAGUUGAUGAAGAUGAAGAACCAAAAGAAGAGACAAGCGCAGAAUCACCAUUAAAAGAUCAAAUAGAAGAAGAGACGAAUGAUAUUCCAAAACAACAAACUAAAAUUCCACCUAAAGAAUACGAAGAACCACAACCAUCAGAUGAUGAUGAUGAUUUUCCAGAUGAACAAGAAAUUUUUAAAGCUAAUGGUUUACUUAAAUUACAAAAGAAUUUAGCUGGACCGGUAAGUUAA